UUAAUCUAAUUUAAUAAUACAUAACGUAAAGUUACUUAUGUCAUAGCAUUCUUUGGCAAAUUUUUGGUCCUGGAUUUUUUCUUUGUUCUUUGUUUCAUUGUUUCUUUGUUUCUUUGUACUUUAGGCCUCCUGGAGUUUCCAACAUUGUUUCUAUUUAUUUACCAAUAUAGGAAACAAUUAAAAUAUGUUGAUGGUUAACUCUCUUUUAAGGGAAGUAAAAAAAUUAAACCCUGUGCUUUCCCUCAAGCUUUUUUCCUCUGCUUUCUUCCUUGGUGCACCUUUUUGACUUUUUUUGUUUGUACAGAACAAACUUACUUGCGUAUACGUAUGCACGGAAAACCCUGACUCGGGUGUUUCCAUGUCCACACUAUAAAAAAGCUAGUCUCUUUGCAUGUGCUCACAAUUGGCACAUUUCUUAUCUGACACACACAUCUCACACACACAGACACAGACACAGAGACAGAGACGAUGACUCGAAUUUCAGCUACCGUGAUCAUACUUAUGGUUGUAGCUCUUAGUGUGCUUCAUACAGAUGCCUCUGCUUUGUCAUGUUGCAGGAAGUAUACCAAAGGAGUAAUAUCAAUGACAUAUAUUAAAGGAUAUUCCAUUCAGACCAUGACAAGAAACUGCCACAUUGAUGCUGUCAUAUUCCACACAUACAAAGGCAAGAACAUCUGCACAGACCCCUCCAAAGCCUGGGUGAUGGAAAAUAUCCGUAAGCUAAAGGAGAAAGUGCAAGUAAUCAGCAAAAAACAUUCAAGGGUCUAAUUGUUCAACUACUGAGCCUAAACUGAUGUUACUACAAGAAUAAUUCUUCGUGGAGGGGGAUCUAUUUCUUUAUGAAAUUUACAUAUUUACUCUGCAUAUUUGUAUAUGCAUAUUAUUUUAUACUGUUUGAUUGCUUUUUUAAUUCAAUGCAUUAAAAUUUAAUGUAAAAAUGUAAAAAAAAAACUUGCCUUUUGUAUUGAAAUGAUUUUCAUAUAAAAUGGAUAAUAAUAAUAGUGUGUAUAUGCAAUGCAUGUGUAAUGCAAUUAAAUGUCACAAA
Molecule: messenger RNA, 1045 nt
Organism: Carassius gibelio (silver crucian carp)
Lineage: Eukaryota; Metazoa; Chordata; Actinopteri; Cypriniformes; Cyprinidae
Product: C-C motif chemokine 20
Exons: 4
Coding region: 469-768 (99 amino acids)
Biological process (GO): chemokine-mediated signaling pathway; monocyte chemotaxis; G protein-coupled receptor signaling pathway
Cellular component (GO): extracellular region
Molecular function (GO): CCR chemokine receptor binding; chemokine activity
Source: RefSeq, a predicted model, not a curated record